Messenger RNA from Eublepharis macularius, 1314 nucleotides. Its product is annotated as very-long-chain 3-oxoacyl-CoA reductase-like. Gene Ontology annotation, cellular component: endoplasmic reticulum. Bases 1 to 936 code for a protein of 311 amino acids. The transcript has 11 exons. The record is from RefSeq and is a predicted model, not a curated record. Gene Ontology annotation, molecular function: oxidoreductase activity. NCBI's taxonomy places the organism in Eukaryota, Metazoa, Chordata, Lepidosauria, Squamata, Eublepharidae.
AUGGCUUCCAACAGCCUUUUCUCCCUGGAUCAGUUACUGGCGUUUGUGGGAGUUCUGAGUCUUCUCUGGUUCCUUCUCAAGGCUGCUUUAAAUUUUGGAUGGAAGGUAAGGACGUACCUGCUAUCUGAGGUGUGGAGAGGGGUACAUCUGGCCUCCUAUGGACCUUGGGCAGUGGUAACCGGAGCCACGGCCGGAAUAGGAAAAGCCUAUGCUCACGAACUUGCUAGGAGGGGCCUUAAUAUAGUUCUCAUUAGCCGCUCCCUGGAAAAACUGAAGCAGGUGGCCGCUGAAAUUGAAGAGCAGCAUGGCCGAAGAACCAAGGUGAUCCAAGCAGAUUUCACUCACAGCUCAGAAUUCUAUGAGCCAAUCCGAGCCUCUUUGCAGGGUCUGGAGAUUGGCAUUCUGGUGAACAAUGUCGGUAUAGGCUUUGAUCAUCCCAAGAAUUUUCUUUCAGUAGACACGAAUGUAUGCGACAUGGUGCAUUGCAACAUGCUUUCAACUGUAAAGAUGACACAGAUCCUCCUUCCUCAGAUGGUUGCCAGGAAGAAAGGAAUAAUCAUAAACAUGUCAUCUGUAGCAGGCCGGCGCCCCUUUCCAAUGCUAACUGUGUACAGUGCCACCAAGGCCUUCGAUGAUUUCUUUGCACAAGGUUUGGACAUGGAAUACCGCUCCCAAGGCAUCAUUGUGCAGAGUGUCCUGCCCUUCUUUGUUGAUACCAAUAUGACCAGCCAGUGCAGCAAAUGGUACAUGGCAGCCGCAGAGACCUUUGUGCGCAAGGCCCUGAACACUGUGGGUAUCGCCCGCAGAACCUCAGGUUGUCUCAGCCACAGUUUCCAGUACUUCUUUGUAAAGGAGUUUUUCCCAGACUGGUUGCAUUUAUCAUCGCCAGGAACGACGUUUGUCACAUUCUUUUGGAAACAGCUGAUGUACAAAUAGCUGGUGUUCUUGGAAUUUCCAGAGGCGAAGGUGAAGCUCAAGGUGGCUGGAAACGCAGAGGUUGGUUGGACAACUUUCUAACAACCUGAUCUCGGAGCACAUGAUAUGCAAGUAUUCCCCCGUGGGCCUCCAUUUCAAGCAGUGUGCUUGGGGUGUCUGCAGUCCAAGAGGCCCUUUCGUUCUCCCCCAGACUGCUUUUCACAUCAGGAGUUUUAUCUGAAGGCAAGAGCAGAGGUUUGAUUCUUCCUGUAGACUGAUUCCUGCUGAUGAAGAAAGGAAAGUACUUGGCGUGCUCUUUGUUACGUUAUCCCUUUCCUGGUGUAAUGUGUUCUAUUAGAUUGUAAGCAUGGCUUUUUUUCUGGGAAAAGAGGUGGUGGA